Messenger RNA from Clarias gariepinus (North African catfish), 7964 nucleotides. Its product is annotated as cilia- and flagella-associated protein 46. The transcript is spliced from 59 exons. NCBI's taxonomy places the organism in Eukaryota, Metazoa, Chordata, Actinopteri, Siluriformes, Clariidae. The coding region runs from base 55 to 7704 and encodes 2549 amino acids. The record is from RefSeq and is a predicted model, not a curated record. Gene Ontology annotation, biological process: cilium movement involved in cell motility; proteolysis; axoneme assembly. Gene Ontology annotation, molecular function: protein binding; cysteine-type endopeptidase activity.
CCAGCUUCUUAUUUCCAGUUUAAACAUCAGACUGUAACUGGUUCCUGGUGGCAAAUGGAUCUCAAAAUUCGACAAUAUUUGACUCAAUCAGAGGACAAAGACGAUCCUGAAGCUGUGAGGAAAGCUUAUGCAGCAAUUAAGGAUGCUAUCUCGGCAUCAGAUACUAGGUGUUUUCUCCCUGAGCUGUUUGUUCUGUGUGCUGAGCAAGCUCUCAGGCUGGGAUGUAAGGAGAUCACAGAGGACUGCCUAAUGAUGUACUUAGAGAGCAAACCCCCACCUAAUCAGUUUCUAUGCCGCGCAUACUUCUGCCAGGCUCAGCUGAACUCACCACGCACUAUUGCCUCUGUGGAGGACAUGGAUAAAGCUGUGACUUACUACCUGAAGGCUAUAGAGAUAUCCAAAGACAAGCCGAGAUACCAUUUUCUAGUCUUCAACGCUUCUGUUCUGUACCUUCAGACGGUACGGGCUUUCCUGCGGCCUGGCUGGAGGCGGUACCUCGUUUCCUCUCUCAGACAGGUGCUCAGUGCUCUGGAGGAGGUAGCCGAGCCUGACUUUGUCUGGCGGGCUGAAUUGAUGAUACUCCUUGUGGAGUGCCUGGUGGAUGCUGGUAAAGAGAACGAGGCUGCUGAUUUUUCCAAGGUCACCUCUGAUUUUAUAGAGCAGCACACCCCCGAGCUGUAUCCACGUAUUUUCUCCAUACAGGUACAGCUCGAUCUUAUAGAUGUCUCCAACAUUUUGACAAAAGCAAGUCCAAAAUUACUUGCUAUCUAUAAACUGCAGAAGCUUAAAAAGGCUGUGAAUAAAGGUGGAAAAGAGUUGGAUGAACUGAGGGAGAUUUUUCUCCUGUUAACUCAAUCAUCUCAGACCCCAUCAGCUGCCUCCAACCGUUAUAGUCAUGACACUGAUGACACGUCUCACAUCCCAUUGUCUGACAGGAUUGAGCUCCUUUUGGAGUUGUCCUUCCUCUCUCUCCAGUUAAGACAGCAGUUCAUGGCUGAGGAGUGUGUAAAUGAGCUAAAGACCAUCGAUGACACUGCUGCUGUUCAGCGUAUCAUGGUGGAGUGUGUUGAAUGUGAAUUGGCUCUUAGUAAACAGAACAGCAACAUUGCAGACUAUACCAAAGGCAGUGUGGAGGCCCAGUUAAGUAUAGUAAGACGUUUGGAAGCAUUGCUUCUAAGAGCAGUGAGAGAGGGAGAUGCUCAGGUGACACAGAGUGUGUGUGCCACUCUGUGGAACAGCUGUUUACCUCUACUUCAGCAUAAUCUACGGAAAAACCUCAAAAGCCCCCUGAUCACUCUCUCACAAGCCUUAGAAAACAUUAAUAGCAUGUUGCUGGACAUGCGGUGUCAGAUCCAUGCUGAGCUGGCUGCUAUAGAGGAGGAAGCGGAGAGGUUGGAGCCUGCAAUACAGCACCUCCGUGCAGCUCUAAGCCUGGAUGAGAGCGGCAAGUUCCAGCAGCGUCUUUCCUUCUCCCUUCACCUCCUUCAACUUCGUAGCAAGCUUUACAUCACUCCCACACGCCCAGAGGACCAGGCAGCCAUGCUUAUCCAACAGACGAAAGAGUGGCUGGGUGACGAGCCAGUGAAGAAUUGGCGCCCCACACUGGUUAGUGCUGGUAUUGCUUUGGCACCUGACACUUUCCAGAUGGUCCUGGAUGCAGAAAGCACAGCUAAAGUGUCUGCUAGCAGCCUACAGGACCAAGUGGAGCAACUUGCUGCUAAGGCCAAGCACUACAGGACGUGUGUACAAAAAAUAGAAUUUCAUCUUUCCAGCUUGGAGAGAGACACAGAUGACAGAGAGAGGACGAGGUUGUGGGCAUCCCUAGUUAAAGCUGCACGGAAACACGAGGUGUGGGAUGUGUGCAGGGCAGCUUGCCGCUUCUGUCUGCUUUAUGAUGACAAGAGAUGGAAAAUCGAGCAUAAACAGAUGGGCGAGGAAGAGAGUGAAACUCGAGAGCUGUUGCGUCUGCUGGCUGAGGUUCACUCCAUCAAUGCUGAGGCAACUAUUCACAAACUCCGCUCUGAAGGGGUAGAACUCAAUGGCCUGCCUGUCCCGCCUGUUAACAGAAGAGCACCCGCACUUGAGAAUGACCCUCAGUGGACUCUUUACAGUGAAUGGAUUCAGGAGAUGUCAGUCUAUGCUACAGCUAAUUUCCUGCGAGGAGCAGAACUCGGGGCAGAGCUGCAGGAGCCGUGGCUUGUGGUUAAUGCUGCCGUAUACUUGUGGAACUACAAUAACCACAUUCUUGCCACUAAGGGGCAGGACAAGCUCGUACCCACUUUCAGCCAGUUGAUUGAUCUGCUCAGACAGACAGGCGAUGCAGGGGAAGUGGUGCUGCUUGUCUUGUUGUGUGUUGCCGUGGCUCAGGGUAUCAUCCAACCUUGGUGUCGGGCAUCUGUACAUACUGGUCAGGCUGACAAGACUAAAAAAAAUGUAAAGAAAGGAACAGAGAAAUCAGGCUCCGGUCUUGCCAUUCCACUAGAGGACAUCAAGAAGGCUCUGCAGAUCUGUGACUAUGCUCUGCGUCUGUCUAAUGGGAACAACGACGCAGUGCCCAUCAUGGUUCGAAAACAGCUUCUCAGCACAUGGGUAAACACCAAACGCCUGUUGCAACAGCAGAUUGGACAGAACCUUGACAUUGAUGAUGAGUGUAAAAAUGAGGCGGUGCAGACCAUGUCACGUGUACUAGUUGGAGUGGAGAUGCUGCGGUGUAAUAGUAACCCCGGACUGAUGGAGUUCUCUGUGCCCAGUCUUACAACGCUUGUGCAGAUAGCAAGUGACUGUAAAUGGUCUGAUCCUGUAGUGGAGCUUUACGCGUGGACUCAGCUUGCUCGCUUUGCCCAUCAGAGUGCUGAUCAUGACCUUGUUAUAAUUUGCACCCAGAAUGCACUUCAGCUGGAUCAGACCGCCAUCCAUAAGGCGAACACCUCAGAGUGUAACCUGUACAACGUGACAACAGUGCAGGAGAUGCUGAGCAGUGCUGCAUGUUUGAGGGGACUAAGCAUGCUUUAUAAGUCCUGUGGCUAUCUUGCCAAACACACUGAGGCUCUUGCUAUGCUUCUAACUAGCAUCAGCUAUGCUGUGCAGGCAGGUAGUUGGCCUCUCUGCAGGACCGCAGCAAGGCAUUACUGGAACUCCUGCCUUCCUCUCUUGGACUCGCCUGAGCAGAGACAGCAGCUCAAAGGACCACUGGAGCUUAUUGUCAGGGCACUAACUCACACAUAUCAUCAACAAGACAGCGUGAGAAAUAAAGUCAUGACUGCUCAAACAGAAGGACAAACGGGACCUGCUUCUUCAGUGCCUGACUUUAACAGUAUAGCUGAAGAUGAUCUGGCAGUGAGAGCAGCCAUGUACAAUGUGAUGUUUCAAAUCCAUGUAGAUGGUGGUAGUUUGAGAAGUGGCCUGGAGGUCCUGGAUCAGGCCAUCAUAGACAUGCCUCGGAGCCCUCACAGACUUACCCUCUAUAAGCAGAGUGUACUGGUGAAGGCUCAGCUGGGAGAGAGCAUUGAGUUGGACAUGCCCAAGUUUACGGAGUUCGGAGAGGUGGCCUGUGCUAUGAUGUGGCAUCGUGUGGCUCUGUCUAGCAGGGACACACAGCAAAAAAAGCACUGUUAUAAGAACGCAAUCAACGAAUUACAGAGUGCUGAUAAUCAGAUGCAAAAGUGUGAAAUACUGCUGGAGUUUGCAGAGUGGCUGUACUAUAAUAAUUUCCCUCUGACCGAAGCACAGCUGCAGACCCAGUCAGCCAUAGACAUUUUGCUCUCCACUGGAGUGGAAGCCAGACAGAGUGACAGUAACCAAGUUGAUCCAACUAUAAUAACACAUGCAGACGGUAUAUUUGAACCCCCUGAUCAGGUGAAUGCGUUUGACCCAGUGAGCAGUCCGUCUCAGCCGAGUGUACAGGUUCCUUCGUCUGGGCCGAGCCAAACUCGGCUGAAAGAUGUGCGCACUUUAGAUAUGCUGGUGCAAGCACACACACUACUUGCUGUCAUGGAGGCAAGAGUAUCUAUCAAGCACCAGCAGUACCUGUUACAAGCUCAUGAAUAUGUUGUGCAGAUCUGGCAGGUGUCUAUGGAAACGGCUGAGGAAGCCAUGUCCCAGUCUGUUGGAGCAGAUGGUCUUAAAAAGGCCAAGGAGAAAGAUAUAGAGGAAAGCUUAAAGUCUAAUGAGCCUUCAACUGUUCAGACGAAGCCCAAGGUCCCAUGUGUGGACAUUUCUUAUCAGUUAAACCCAGAGAAAUGGGCUCAGUUUGAGUGCCCCGCAGAGUUUCGCCGGGCUAUCAAACAUGUGCGCGAACCUAGCUCCAUCAACAUCCAAAGCAUUGGUAUGCAGAAUCGGACUCUCUUCUAUCUAGAUGUCCUUGUGAAAGAGUUGGAAUCCAUCUCUCUGACGUUGUUGACCCUGCCCCCUUUGCACCUGGCCGAGGUCAUUGCUUGCAAUCUCUCACUCAGCAAGAGCCGUUCUGACCUUUAUCGCCUUAGGAUAGUGAAGACCUGUUGUGAACUGGGGCUUGAGUCUUCCUCACCCUACAAAGAAGCACUGCUAAGCUUUGCUCAUAUUCCUGAAGAUGAGCAAAUGUUAUGUCGAAAGACUGUUGGUCUCGAAAAGGAAAGAACAGGACUUCGUAUACAGGCUCAAGGCAACAUGAUCCAGAAGACAAUACCUUUUCACGGUGUUGCUGAAGGCAGCAUGUGCAGGAAGGGGCUGAGUGGAUACACUAUACAGGAGCUGUGGCUAGACAAGGCUGCAGUGUGCAUCAGUAUGGGACUGUAUCAGUCUGCUAAAACUCUUUUAGCUGAGGCCCACCAAGUGGCCAAGGAACUUGGAGACCAAACCACACUGGCUAAGAGUUUUUAUUUGUUGGCUGUUCUGGCCAGUCUGGAGCAGGAGCAUGGCCAGGCUCUUGCUUUAUUGGAGCAGGCUCAGGACAUUGGUGGGGAUGAGGACUUCUGGUACAACCUCUUUCAGAGCCUCUUGAACACCACAGCACAGCUUAAGAGAGGCGAUAUUUACUCACAGGUGUAUCAGAUCACAGAUACAGCCAUUAGAUUCUUUAGGUCUGCUCUGGAGCAAAGACCGAAUCGUGCCCCAGUUUUCCACUUCUACAUUGCAUCACUACAAGCCAUAGGUGCAGCUCUGUGUCGCGAGUCUCUGAGGGUCACUUGUCCUGGUCACAGUGUUAGUGCUGAGACUGUAAAGAAGCUGAGUGCAGUGUGUGACAUGCUGAAGGACAGUGCUGCAACAUUCUGCCAGCAUGGCUACACGACUCAUGCUGCAGAGACAACCAUAGAGCAGGCAACCACGCUGAGAAUGCUGGCUAUUUUCAGCUCCACAAAAGAAAAGAAACAACGGCAUUUGCUUGAUGCGAUCUCACUCACACAGCAGGCUGGAUCCCUUCAGGAGGAAGUACUUUCCAGAUGCCUCAGCGUUCUCCCAACUCAAGAGGGUGGGUGGUGUUGGCUGCCUGCCAUGCGCGUGUCUGUGCGUUUUAGGCUAGCUUUGGCUGACCUUGGUUUGUUGAUCCUGGAGAAGAACUGUGAAGAGGAAACGGUCCAAGCAACAAUCCGGAGCAGGAUGAGUUCCACUGAGCGAGCUGUGGACGAGUAUUUAAGAAGCACCGCAGACCUUAACGAUCUACAAAGGGAAUGGCUAACAAUGGGUCAGUCUGUGGGUCAGCUGAUCUUUACCCAGCUGACUGUGGUCCAGUCUCUUAUGAAGGACUGUGUUGAAACUAGAAUGCAGACACUGGGCAUGUUGGGAAAGUGCCUGAGGCUGUUAGCACUGCAGAGAGAUCCACUCUACCCCACUUAUAUGUGGGACAAGCCAAUCAUGGUGGAAAACAGAGCAGAGGGAGAAGACACUAUUAAAAGUGACGAAAUGCAGAACAAUGGAAAGGGAGUACAGCAGAUGCUGGCGCAGGCCAGUGAAACUCUAACUGAGGCUUUGAAUCUUGGGCUGCAGCAAAACCUGCCUGAGCUACUCUCAUAUGUCUGCGAAGAGCUACUGGAGUCUCACAGCAAGAACGACCCAGCUGUCUUAGGCCAGUACCUCGCCCUGCUACAGAGCUGUGUGUGCUGUACCGAGAUGUCCAGAGUGUUACGUGCUGCCUGUUGGGACAGUAGUCAAUCUCAGUUGGCGGCGCUUCUGGGCCUACAGAACAACCUGAAAUUAUCUCAGCCCAGCCAGCACAGUCUGCUUUCAGCCAUUGACCACUCACUCCAGACAAUAUCCAAGGCCUACAGGCAACUGAUUGUAAACCCUAACCAUCAGAACUUCCUGGGAGAACUGCCACCCAAUCUCAAAAUUCUGUUGUUGCAGCAUAAUAAAGACAGUUCAGUGCUCUAUGGGGCUUUUUAUGAAAUGGCAAAAUCGGAAAAGUCAUCUGAAAGUCAGAAAGUUAAAGGUCUGCAUACAGCAGGUGGGUUAGCAUGUUCAAGGGUGGCCAGGGCCCGGGUGCAGCCGUCUGUCCUGCUCCAGCUUCGAGAGCAAGCCCAAGCCUUCCGACAACUCGCUGCACAAACCAUGAUCAAAGAGUCCUGCUGGCUGAGAAAUGCUGUGCAGAAUGAUGAAAACAAACAGCUGAAACAAACUACAGAACAAGAGUUAAGGGAGCAUUUUCAAGCUGUGGUUAAAGGAAUGGACGACUAUCUGCAUCCGGUCAUCUCUCAGUUUGACUUCUCAUGUUUCAGCCAGUGCUCUCAAUCGUUAAUCAUCGAUGAGGCAGCCCGGCCCAAAGAUAAAAAAGAGGGAGCGGCUACAGAUAAAGCUUUGCCUGAGCAUGGCGAAUCUGUAGUAGUUUUAGCAGACUCUCUGUUGCUGGAGUUGCCAUUAGAAGCUCUUGCUGUUCUGCAGGGACCAGGAAUAAGUUCCAUCUCACGGGAUUUCUCCUUGCAGGUCUUUUACACGCGUCUCUACAUGGAUGAGCAAGUUGAAAGUGACAACAAAAAGGACAGACGAAGUGCAAAGGCAGCUAAAGAAAAAGGAGAUCAAAGCAAAUCCAUCAAAGUGGCACCGGUGAACCGUGUUUUACCUGCGCACACUCUUUCAGUGGAUUCACACAUGUUCACAUAUAUUGUUGAUCCACAUGAUGAUCACAUGGGCAGUCGAGCAGAGACCAUGAGAAAGAUUCUAGACAUGUAUUCACAGCCCUUCACAGCUCAUUGGGAAGGAGUCAUAGGCAGUGAGCAGCCCUACAGUCCUCAAGAUUUGGAGCAUCUACUGGCAAACUGCAGUUCUUUUAUCUUCUUCGGUGGACAACACUUUCUCACCCACAUCUCUUCUGACAGACUGGCCAACUUCAAUCUAAGUGAAUGCCAGUUGGCUGUCGUCCUUGGCUCAGUUCAUAAGAGCACUAGUAUGUGGCAUCAUUCUCAGUGGGAUGCUCAGAAGAGUAAAGACCAACUUGCUUUAGAGACUCCUUUAGAGUGUGUUUACCUGAUCACUCUUAGUGGAGUUCAGUCAAUAAUGAUGAACCAGUGGUCCAGCAGCACCAGGACUGAUGCGCGCAACUUGGAAGCUAUCAUGGAAGCUCUCCUGAAAACACGACUGACGUCUGGUCAGGCUGUCCAGGCUUUGCGAACAAGGGCAUCUAUGACACAGACCGAGCCUGAAUAUGCUGUGGAUGAGGAUGCUGUACAAUGCAGGAGAUUGUCCUCAGCUUUCAAUUUCAUCAUCUAUGGAUUACCUAAUUUAAUUGUUACCUGAUCCCCUGGAGCAUUCUUAAUUGGGUUAACAUGUACUAGCCUACUACAAAGAAUGUUGAAAAUAAUUUUAUAAUAUUACGGUCCUAUGCACUAGGGCUGCACUAUUGUUGUCAAAAUGUGAAUCAUGAUUUUUCAUGGUAACCAAGAUCCUAACUUUUCUCACAUUUAUUGUACUCGGGUGUCUACACUUUCAACUCUGUUGUAUAAAAAGUGUUUAUACAUUUUAUUUUAGAAUCCUUAAAAUGAAUAAGCUGUUAAACA